Molecule: messenger RNA, 950 nt
Organism: Leucoraja erinaceus (little skate)
Lineage: Eukaryota; Metazoa; Chordata; Chondrichthyes; Rajiformes; Rajidae
Gene: mrps24
Product: mitochondrial ribosomal protein S24
Exons: 4
Coding region: 1-552 (183 amino acids)
Biological process (GO): translation
Cellular component (GO): mitochondrion
Source: RefSeq, a predicted model, not a curated record
AUGUCAGCUCGGAGCGCCCGCCCCCUUCCCACAACCCCGCGCGGUUCCAACAUGGCGGCGCCCAUGGUGACGAGCAGCGGCUGCCGGCGGCGGGUUGUAUCACUUUGGCAAUGUGCGUGGAGGAGAAAUAUGCAGACAACAGCACCGUGUCUGAAGAACCGAGCAGCCAGAGUCCGCGUGGCCAAAGGUGACAAGCCAGUCACGUACGAGCAGGCACAUCCGCCUCACCACAUCGCCCACAGGAAAGGAUGGCUGUCCCAGCACACCAGCAACCUGGAUGGUGAAGGUGGGGCCGCAGAGCGCACCAUUGAAGAUGUCUUCAUCCGCAAGUUUAUUUACGGGACUUUCCACGGGUGUCUGGCCAAUGAGGUGGUGCUGAAGAGAAGAGCGAACACUAUCAUCAUCUGUGCCAUCUUUAUUCAGAAGCUUCCACCACAGAAGUUCUAUUUCCUAAUCGGCUACACAGAGAGUCUGCUGUCCCACCUGUACAAAUGCCCCGUCAAGAUGGAAGUGCAGACAGUGGAGAAGAAGGUUGUGUACAAGUAUAUCUGACACAAUGCACAGAGGUGGCACGGUGGCGCAGCAGUAGAGUUGCUGCCCUGCAGCACCAGAGACCCGGGUUCGAUCCCGACUGCGGGUGCUGUCUGUACGGAGUUUGCAUGUUCUCUGCGUGGGGUUUCUCUCGUUUGCUCCGGUUUCCUCCAACACUCCAAAGACAUACAGGUUUGCAGGUGUAAAUGGAAAUAAUCCCCAGUGUGUGUAGGAUAGUGUUAGUGUGCAGGGAUCGCUGGUCAGUGUGGAUUCGAGGGGCCGAAGGGUCUGUUUCCACGAUAAACUGGACUGAACAAUUCUUGAUGAAAUAUUGAAUGCGUGGUAUUGCUAGAUUUGUUUUUUUUUAAUAAACAUCUGCCCUACUUGACAGCUUGAAUCCUGAACAGGCUGUGUUGAAA